Messenger RNA from Scheffersomyces stipitis CBS 6054, 729 nucleotides. RefSeq names its product Arf family GTPase (gene ARL3). The transcript has a single exon. Gene Ontology annotation, biological process: Golgi to plasma membrane protein transport; intracellular protein transport; protein localization to organelle. The record is from RefSeq and is a predicted model, not a curated record. Gene Ontology annotation, molecular function: GTP binding; GTPase activity. Gene Ontology annotation, cellular component: Golgi apparatus. NCBI's taxonomy places the organism in Eukaryota, Fungi, Ascomycota, Pichiomycetes, Serinales, Debaryomycetaceae. Bases 1 to 729 code for a protein of 242 amino acids.
AUGUUCCAUUUGGCUACGUCUUUGUAUACCCAGUAUACCAAAAGAGAGCAGUACAAUAUUCUUAUCUUGGGAUUGGACAAUGCUGGAAAAACCACAUUUUUAGAACAUGUUAAGUUACUAUAUGCUUCGGCCAAUGAGACAGCUGUCAAAAAGAAACCACUGAAGUCUGGCGAAGAGUCGCGAUCCACAGCUGACAUCUUGAAGACUAAACGUAUUCUACCAACUGUGGGCCAGAACACAACCACAAUCAAAUUCGAGGCUCUGAGUGGCUCUGAAUUGGCUUCACAGUUCAAAAAUGUAAACCUCAAGUUUUGGGAUCUUGGUGGCCAACGAUCGUUGAGAAACAUGUGGUCCAGAUACUACCAUUCGUGCCAUGGUAUCAUUUUUAUCAUAGACUCGACAGAUACAGCCCGUUUCCAGGAAUGCUAUGAGACGUUGAUUGAAAUUGCACAUGAUGAAUCAUGGAACAACAGAGAGUAUGGGGAAGGUGAAGGUACUGUCAAUGUGCCCAUCCUCAUGUUGGCCAACAAACAGGACUUGCCCCAGGCGGUAGAUUUAGUAUCGUUGAAAACCGGAGUAUUUAUCCAGUUGGUUAGUGAGUUAGAAGCUACCGAUUCCAAACUUUUACCUGUAUCAGUGUUGGAAAACCAAGGGUUGAAGGAGAGUUUGGAGUGGUUAGUUACAAGAUUGAUAUACAACAAGAGCAGCAGGAUGCCCCAAUACAGUUGA